Messenger RNA from Miscanthus lutarioriparius, 876 nucleotides. The record is from the annotation of a GenBank genome assembly. Lineage: Eukaryota; Viridiplantae; Streptophyta; Magnoliopsida; Poales; Poaceae.
AUGAAAUCUCAAAAUGUGAACUUGGAUAUUGGAGCCAUUUGUACUCUUCAUGAGAUGCAUACUCAGUUUAGGAACAAAACAGUGGAUGGUAAGAAUAUUGUUAAGUACUUUGGUUGCUUUAGUUUUAAGCCUGCUCAUGACGCUAAGCAGAUUGCACCAGCUUCCAAGAACAAAUGGGUUGAAAAUUGGUAUCAAUAUUGGUUUUAUCAUUCUGUUCCUUUGGUUGAAGAGAAGGAUGAUUCAAGGAAGAUUGUGAAGAAAUAUCCUUUGGCCGCGAAGAUGACCAAGAAUAUUUUUGACUGUAAGCCUGAAUUUACUAGUUCAAAGAAUUCUAGAACUUGUGAAAAGGCUUAUAAGUUGACUGCCAAUCUGCAUAGUGCUCGUGAUCUUUACGAGGAAUAUAUCACAGCUCGUGUUUGUCCUCUUAAAAAAGGCUGGAGCUUUGUACGCUUUUAUAAGAAGGUUGUGAGAGGAAAAGAUUAUUUGUAUCCUGAUAAAGAGGUUUUUCGUUCGAAGAAGUAUUCGAAAGAUGAAGAUUUUGUUUCUGUUGUUGAAGCCAAGGCAGUUGAAAUUCUUGGCAAAUUUUUGAAGAAGGAGAAAGAUUUGAUGGACAAAAUUCUGGGGAAGGAUUAUAAACAUUUGAAUAGGGUUUUUGAAAUUACUCAAAUCACGUAUAAUGAAAGGCCUCCGCCAGCGUAUUCUCGUACAGCGAAGCCAAGUAUAGAGAAUGUUACUAAGAAGAAAAGAGCCGGUGAUCAACUUACUAAGAAAACUAGCAAAAAGAAGAAGGUUUCAGCUUCUUUUGAUUCAAAAAAAGUUGCAGAAGAUGAAGUUCAUUUGUGUGUUGAUGCUGACAGUCAAGAAGUUCUUAGUUAG